Molecule: messenger RNA, 2184 nt
Organism: Diaporthe batatas
Lineage: Eukaryota; Fungi; Ascomycota; Sordariomycetes; Diaporthales; Diaporthaceae
Exons: 3
Coding region: 390-1844 (484 amino acids)
Molecular function (GO): glutamine synthetase activity
Source: RefSeq, a predicted model, not a curated record
CUACUCCCUACUGCAUGUAGCUUGGCACGCCCCGCCAAUGACGUUGCGAUCUCGGGCGAGCUUAUCUACAUGCAGACGCUGGCUCGGCACACCCAAUCUACCACAGCACGUUGUAGGAUCAGCAAGCCCCACGAGAUCAUCCCCCAGGCGGUUUCUACGAGUACCUACUGUGGGUGCCAGCCACGCCACGCCGUGUUCCAAGGUUUCCCAGGGCACGGGUCCAUUGCUUCUCGCCCUCCUGCUCCCUUCUCGCCCUCCUGCUCCCUUCUCGCCCCAAACCUGGGCUGUUCACCCGCGCAGCUCCUCCAUCUUGCAAGCAGCACAUCACCCUCAGCCGUAUUGUCUCGCCUCGUCUGGUCUCGCAGCAACGGGCUCGCGCGUCAUACAUCAUGGAUACCGGAAAGCCCUCUCCCGACGCCAACGACAUCACCGUCGAGUCUCUCCCCUCCAUCCUCGCCGAUGACAAUAGCGUCAAGCUCGCCGGGGUCGACGUAGAUGGUGUCCUGCGGGGGAAGCUGGUCUCCAAGAAAAAGUUCCUCUCCAUCGCAAAGACCGGCUUCGGCUUCUGCUCUGUCAUCUUCGGCUGGGACAUGCAUGACCAGACAUACUUCAAGGAGCUCAAGAUCAGCAAUAAGGAGAACGGCUACCGCGACGUGAUUGCGAUCCCGGACUUGUCCAGCUUCCGCAGGAUACCUUGGGAGGACAAUGUGCCCUUCUUCCUGGUCAGCUUCCAUGACCCGGACACCGAAGAGCCCCUGAGUGCCUGUCCGAGGUCGCUCCUGAAAAGGCAGGUCGACAAACUUGCUGAGAAGGGCUGGGGCGCCAUGGCAGGAGCCGAAUAUGAGUUCUACCAGUUCAAGACGCCGGACGAUAGCCAAUCGGCCGCAACCUACCUAAAGGAGAAUCCGACACAUCACCUCCCGUCCCUGACAGAGGGCAUGUUCGGUUACAGCAUAACGAGGCCGGUUCACAAUAAGGACUAUUACUAUGAUAUUUUCAAUACUUGCGAGGCUUUCCGCUGCAAUAUUGAGGGUUGGCACACAGAGAGCGGCCCAGGUGUCUACGAGGCUGCCCUCGAGUUCGGUGAAGUCUCGGGCAUGGCUGAUCGCGCAAGCCUGUUCAAGUACGUCGUCAAGUCCGUCGCAACCAAGUACAACGUCACGCCCUGUUUUAUGGCGAAGCCAAAGCAGGGCCUCCCUGGCAACUCUGGUCACAUGCACGUUUCCCUUGUUGACAGGGACGGUAAGAACCUUCUGGUCCGUGAGACCCCGGACCCCUCCUCCCCUUGGCCUGAUAUCGCUCAGCUUUCCGACACUGGUCGUAAUUUCCUGGCCGGUCUCCUAGAAGGCUUGCCAGAUAUCAUGCCCAUGUUUGCCCCGACUAUCAACAGCUACAAGCGUCUGGUCGAGAACUUUUGGGCACCAGUGACCGUCUCCUGGGGUUUGGAGCAUAGGGCUGCAUCUAUCCGCAUCAUCGCACCACCAACAUCGAAACCUGGCGCUACCCGAUUUGAGGUUCGCGUGCCAGGUGCUGACACCAAUCCCUUCUUUGUUUACGCUGCCAUACUUGGCUGUGGGAUUAGAGGAAUUGAAAACAAAUUGGAGAUUCCAUGCCCGCCUCUGGGCAAGGGCGAUGACAUCGGUGGAGAGUCUGACCAGGGCGAGCGAUUGGCGAAGAGCCUCAAGGAUGCUGUGGAGCGCUUCUCUCGGAAAGAAAGCAUCGCACGUGAGAUUUUUGGAGACGAGUUCGUCGAUCAUUUCGCGGGAACCAGGGAGCAUGAAAUCCGGCUAUGGGAUGAGGCCGUCACAGACUGGGAAAUGAAACGUUAUAUUGAGACAGUGUAGUGCAAUGUCCUUGAGGUGCGAGGUCUUGCUUUCAGCCAUGGCCGUGUCGGUGCAAUUCUUCUACAACUUGGAAACAUAGAUUAGUUUUGAAUAUGUUGGAUGGAUAUCUUUUAUGCUGCGUUGGCGGAAAAUACUUAUCCAAACAAGAAAUACCCCCCUCGCAUAUGAAUUUUAACCUUGUUUUGCUCGCUGAAGCUAAGUAGACAUUCCGCGAGAGCUUGCUGGCAUUGGGUACUAAUCGAGAUACAAUGGGAUCUCAGUGUUUCUUCACACAAGAAUUGUUGUAUAUAAUAAUAGAGGUCCAUAGAUAGCUUUAAAAUAGAAUAAACCUAGUUAAAAA